Molecule: messenger RNA, 1909 nt
Organism: Suricata suricatta (meerkat)
Lineage: Eukaryota; Metazoa; Chordata; Mammalia; Carnivora; Herpestidae
Gene: CCDC83
Product: coiled-coil domain containing 83
Exons: 12
Coding region: 206-1441 (411 amino acids)
Source: RefSeq, a predicted model, not a curated record
UGCAGGGGUGUGGGUGGGCCUGGUCCGCGAGCGGGACGCUAGUGCUACCUGCGGGUCCACCGCAAUGCAUCCGCGCCUGAAAGCCGUCGAGGGGAGUAGGACCCCCAGAUGACUUGCUGAUUUGCCCGCCCUUCGAGAUCUUCCGUUCCUUGAGGACAGGAUCUGAAUGUGAUUCAGGCGUAUCUCUUACUGACAAAGCAGCACAAUGGACAACACAGCAAAAGCAAAUAAAAAAGAUAUUCAAAGUGGGCCACCCAAAGAAAUCCAACUGCCUACCAGUGAAGCGCUUCUAGAGUAUCACUGUCAGAUAAAGGAAAAUGCAGUAGAACGAUUUAUGGCUCAAAUAAAGAGACUUAGAGAAAAGAACCAAAAGUUUCAUGAAAGAAACAGACACUUGAAGGAUGAACAGACUUGGCACAUACGGAACCUACUAAAGGAGCUGAGUGAAGAGAACUUGGGGGGAUCACCAGUUGUAACAAGAGAAGAUGUUGAAGAAGCAAUGAAGGAAAAAUGGAAGUUUGAAAGAGACCAGGAAGAAAACUUGAAAGAUAUGCGCAUGCAAAUUAAUAAUGCUGAGAAAGCAUUUCUUGAGAAACUCAGUGAGAAGGAAUACUGGGAAGAGUACAAGAAUGUAGGGAGUGAUCAACAUGCGAAACUGAUUAUCACCUUACAAAAUGACAUCAAUACAGUUAAAGAGAAUGCGGAGAAAAUGUCAGAACACUAUAAAGUCACUCUGGAAGAUGCUAGAAAGAGAAUAACCAGAGAAACUUUGUUGCAACUGGACCAAAAGAAGGAAUGGGCCGCACAGAAUGCUAUCAAGUUCAUUGACAAAGGCAGCUACAUAGAGAUCUGGGAGAAUGACUGGCUAAAAAGAGAGAUUGCAAAUCAGAGGAAGGAAGUUGAAGAAUUAGAAAAUACUAUUCAUAAACUGGAAGAAGAAAACUUGGAGCUUAUUGGUCAACUAUUCAACUGUAGACUUGUGGAUCUCAAAAUACCCAGGCGAUUGUAUCUUACUCAAGCUGCUGGACUGGAAGUGCCACCUGAAGCACCUUUGGAGUUGCCAGAAACAUUUAAAGAGGAGUCAAAAUCGCAGUCUGCAGAAGUAGAAAGCAGAGACGAGAGGAGCUCAUCAGCCGAGAGCAGGGCCUUCCGUGCCGGUCAUGAGGACAGUUGCAGGUACAGCAAGGACCUGAAGACAGAUGAGGAAAGUGAGUCCUGCAUAGAGUUUGGGGCCUCUGAUAUGAAGUGCUUACUGUAUGAGGACGAGCAGGAUUUCAAGGAUUAUGUAAACUUGGGUUCCCUGCAAGUGAAGCUCAUGAGUGUGGAGAGCAAGAAAAUGCCCAUUCAUUUUCAAGAGACGGAAACUCCAGUCAAAUUCUGUGAAGAUGUCAAGGGCCCAGAAAGCUACAUCACAUACAGAAUGAUGAAGUCUUUUCUCUAAGACUAAAAGCUGCAAAGUAAAAAUAACUUUUCCUUGUGAAUUUUCAUUGGGAGCAGAGGUAUAUCACUUGCCCAUUUUAUUUACACUUUGGUCCUUUAUUAAACCAGCUGUUAUUUCUAAAGGUCAUAAUGACAUUUAAAAUCAAAGCUCUAAGUAUUCAGCUGUUCAUUUAUCUGCAUGGCAUGAGUGACAAAAAUGAAAGUACACUUUAUAUUUCCAUAUCCAAGUAUUCAGAAGCAUGAUAAUGGGCCCAAGAUGGUUUCUGAGUCUCCUUACCACUUAAAAACUGCUGAUUAAUCUAUCAUUCCAAUAUGAAAUAGUUCAAUUAGAAAUUUUCUAAGACAAAUUUAGAAGUUUGGAUAGCACUGAUUUCAACUCUUUCCCUCUGAGGGUGCCAGUCAGAAUUCAAGACUAUUUUUCUCUUAUCUAACACUACUUACAAUAAAUAUAAAACACUUUGGAAACAAA